This is a messenger RNA of Adineta ricciae, 4764 nucleotides long. NCBI's taxonomy places the organism in Eukaryota, Metazoa, Rotifera, Eurotatoria, Adinetida, Adinetidae. The record is from the annotation of a GenBank genome assembly.
AUGGUAACUCAAUACUUUGAACAUAGACUCGAACUAGGAAAUUAUUCUGAGCAACCUCAUUUUCAAUUGAUGGAAUGGCAUCCAUCGUUGAACAUUCUUGCUGUAGCUUCAAUUAACGCCGGAACAAAUAUAUUCUUCUAUGGAGAAGAUGGUGAACAUGAUGAGGCAGCGCGUGUGCAGCAUACAAGUAAUGCUUAUUGUAUGGGAUGGCAUCCUGUCAAGAAAACACUAGCAAUUGGUUUUGCGAAUGGUGAACUGAUGAUCUGGAAUGGAUCGAAUCGUCGGCUGGAAAGUGUGAUUGUGCACAAGAGUUGUAUUACAUCGCUGACAUUUAAUACCGAGGGUACUCAAUUAUUGUCCACUGAUCAGGAAGGUAUGAUCGUCGUCUGGAAAGCUGAUUCUCUUGCACAGGUAUCUCAACAAAGUGUCAUGUUACAAGUGAACACACCUGGUGAAGCUAUUACUUACGUAUUAUGCAAAUCAACACCAAUCGGUCGAUCUGAUCAGGAUUAUCGAGAUCUGGCACGAGCAGCAGUCGAAGGUGAUCAGGCCGCAUUGGACAUGCUGGCGAUGAAAACAAGUCGAGGACAUUCGUAUGAACCAACGAUGUUCUUUGUUGGCACAGAUAAAGGCACUGUUUACACUGUUACGGAUCGAUUGCAGAAAGCUUGUUCAGCCGAUGAUGGUAUUGCACGUUUAUUACAUUCGUAUGAUCAUAACAUUCUUAUUGUUAUUACUGUAACAAACAUGAUGACACAAUAUAAUAUUCAACAGAUUCAGACGCAAUCUGACGUUUUAAUUCCUACACAUUCAGGGAAAUUAUCUGGUCGUCCAAUGGAUUCUGAUUUUACGUUAAUCGGUACAAAUUUAUUCGCAUAUGUCACUGGUGAAUCAACAAUACGAAUGAUCGAUUUAAAUUCAUCCGAUAAUAUUUUACUGAAACUCAGUCCAGCAAUGGGUUUCGCUAACAAUGAAGUUCUCAUCUGUUUAUCCUAUAGUGCUGCAAAAGGCAUUAUUGCUGCUGGUACAAGUAAAGGAAAUAUUGCCUUUUGGGUCUACACUCCAAGUCGCCGCGCAAUAGAUAUGGAAAAACAAUGGAACCUCCAGCGAGUUAAACAUAUAUGCAAUGGGUUACCUAUUCGCAAAGUGAAAUAUUGUCCACAACGAAACUGUCUUGCGGCAAAUUUAAAUUCGCAACUAUAUAUGCUGACUAAUGAAGAUAUGUCAGCAGCUUAUCGGGAUAACUUGGCUGUUGUGCAAUUGAGUCCUACUGUGGUUCAUAUCGCAUUCUUUCGAUAUAGUAUCGUCAAAGAAGAAGAACUGGAUAUGCCGUUUAAAAAUCUAUGCGUUUCAAAAAAUCAUAUUGCUGUGUGGAAUAAGAAACAACUUCGUGUUUAUGAACUCAUCUAUGACGCGUCGAAAUCGGAAGAAGAGAAAGUUGUUCGUAAUAAUAAAGGCAUAGUCUCGUGCUCACCAUCGAAUGUUGUCUUGUACGAUCAGUUACUCUUCGUGCUUGAGAAUGGUCGUGUUAAUGCUAUGUCGUUUCAAGGUACAUCUCGGCAGUCGUUGGCAUUUGGACAAAAUGAAGGCGAAGUAACAAUAAUGAAUUCCAAUGCAUCUUUUCUUGUCAUCGGAUCGAAUAAAGGCUACGUAAAAGUAUUUGAUAUAUCUCGUCGCGAAUUACAACAACUUGGUAAAACAUUGAAUAUUAAUUCGCAUACACCAUCUGUUGACUCGAUAAGAGAAUUGGCAAUUAAUUGUGUGGGAACAAAAGUUACGGUUUUGACAGCACAGACGAAUCUUCAACCGAGCAGCCGUGUUUAUGUCUGGGACGUGGAAAAAGAUAUCGUGAAUAAUUUUGAUUUUAGUUCAGAGAAAUUAACAGGAAGUGAAUACGGAUUGAUUCGACGAAAGGAUGCCACAUCACAAACUGCCCCACAAUAUCGUCGUUAUCCGUCAAAUAUUCAAUGGGAUUCUGAAGAUGCUCGAUUGAUGGCCUUGGAGAUCUAUUUACAUCAACAGAAAUUUGAUUUAAGUGCAUCGUUAACUACGGAUGAUCUUCUUUUGACAAGUAGAGGUGUGGGUGAUGGCGAAUCGACAAUGAUUGAUGGUCAUCCGGCUGCUUCUCGUGAAGUCAUGUCAGUUAAUAAUGAAGAUUCGGCAGAAUCACUGAUUGUCAGUAUGUUCUGUACACCGGACAAUCAAAUUUUACCCAAAGAGGUCUUUCUUCGCAACGCAUCUUAUCGUCAAUUGAUAGCAAUUAAAAUUCCAUUCUAUUUCUUCGUCACUCGAGAUAAAAAUGUUGAAUUAAAUGUGCAUGCAGUAAAACCCAAUAAAACGUUGAACGAAUCCAAAGUUGAUCUACCAGAGGUGGCCGACGAAAACACAGCUAUUAAGAGUUCUCGUAUUCGUAUUCAGUUGCCUAAACUUGAUGCAAUCGAUGCAACUGGUCUGUUUCCUCAAACAAACAAUCAUGAAAAUCAUUCGAAUGGAUUCUUUACCGAUGCUGAACUUGGUGAAAGCAUCGUCUAUUCCGACUAUCUAACUGGAAAAACAAUGGGUGAUUUCGUCGGUAUUAACGGUCUGGAGAAGAAUAUUAUUGAUGCAAUCAUGAAUUUCGGUUACAAUUUAACGUUAGGGGAUCUCGAUGCUGCGUUCAAAGCAAUUAAAAUUAUUAAAAAAGAAAGUGUCUGGGAAAAUCUGGCCCGCAUGUGUGUUUUAACUCGACGGGCGGAUGUUGCGAAAAUUUGCCUUGGAAAAAUGGGUCUAUUUCGAGGUGCCCGAGCUUUACGCAAUGCUGAUCAAGACAAUCCCGACACCAAAGUAGCGAUCUUAGCCAUACACUUGAAUAUGAAGGAAGAAGCAGAAAAAAUUCUCCUUCAAUCAAAGCAGUAUGAUCUUCUCAAUCAACUGUAUCAAUCGACCAAUGAAUGGGAAAAAGCCAUCGAUACAGCGACACGACAUGAUCGAAUACAUUUACGAAAUACAUAUUACAAUUAUGCGAAAUAUUUCGAAGAAAACAAUCAAUUGGACAAAGCUAUUGAAUAUUAUGAAAAAUCUGGUACACAAACAACAGAGGUACGGCGAAUGUUCCUCGAUCGACGAGAUAUGGCAGGAUACAAAGCCUAUACAGCGAACAAAAACGAUCCGAAGUUAUUUCGUUGGUGGGGACGAUAUUUUGAAAGUCGAGGAAAAAUUGAAGAUGCCUUGGGAUGUUAUCGUAAAGCAGAUGAUAAUUUAUCUCUUUGUCGAUUACUCUGUGAACAAGAUCAACCAACUAAAGCUAUUGAAUUAUGUUCAGAUACUGGAAAUAAAGCAGCCUGUUAUCAUAUGGCACGAUAUUUCGAGAAGAAAGGCGAUUUUAAACAAGCGAUUGCUUAUUUUCAACAAGCAUCUGCAAUAAGCAAUGCCAUGCGACUCUGUCGAGAUAAUCAUUUGGAUGAAUAUAUGGCUAAUAUUGCUGCACAAGGUACACCUGAUGACAUGCUCGAAGCUGCACGAUACUUUCAAACGUUACCUAUGCAAGAGGAUCGUGCCAUUCUACUCUAUCACAAAGCUGGGUUAACUUCGAAAGCAAUCGAUUUGGCGUUUAGACACGAACGAUAUUCAGCAUUAGCACAGAUUGCUGAUAGUGUUGGGAAGAAUGCUGAUCCAACUCAAGUUACGCGAAUGGCAGAUUAUUUUAUGCAAUUGAAACAAUUUGACAAAGCCGUUGACCUGCUCGCUGCCAUCGAUCGAGUUGAUGAAGCAGCAGACCUAGCUAUUCGAAAUGAAAUACCAUUAACAGAAGAAUUAUUGGAACGAUUGAGUCCAGCUAAACCUACAAACGAAGAAGACAUGCCGAGAUACCAAGCUAUUUGCGAAAAACUAGGUGAUCUAGCCGUUAGUCAAGGAGCGUAUGCUGGUGCAGCUAAGAAAUAUCUUGAUGCUGGCAAUAAAAUAAAAUCAAUGCGUGCGUUGAUUCAUGCAGGCGAUGUAGAGCGUAUAAGUACAUUUGCUAAUGUUGCACGUAAUCGUGAAGUUUAUCUACUUGCUGCUGAUUAUUUGAAAACGUUGGAUUGGAAGAAGCAUCCUGAUGCAUUACAAAAUAUCAUGAACUUUUAUAAACGUGCAAAAGCAUACGAGAAACUCGCACAGUUUUACGAUAUGUGCGCUCAAAUCGAAAUCGAAGAAUAUCGAGAUUAUUCCAAAGCCCUAGAGGCAUUAAUGGAAGCAUAUAAGACAUUACGAGAUAAUGGAGAGAACACCUUUACUAAGGAUGAAACAUUACAAGAAAUCGAACUCAAAUGUCGAAAUAUCAAACGAUUCCUUGAUGCUAAAGAUCGAUAUGCCGGUGAUCCGGAAACGGGUGCUCGUGAAUUAGCUGGUUUAUUGAGUGAGCAAAAGAUCUUUACAGGUGUCCAUCCAGGUGACCUCUAUGGUAUAUUAAUCGAACAUUUCGGACGCCGAGAGAAAUACAAACAAGCUGGUAUGCUGUUAGAUGAACUGCAACAGCAUGUUUCCGAACGCUACUUUUCUCAUUAUAUCAAUCCAAGUUUAUUAUCAGCGAUCUAUGCUGCAACUGGACGUAAGAUGGGCGCAUCAGAUACUAUGGGUUAUGACGACAAUGAUGAUGGAAGUGCGAAGAGAAAAGAAAACGAUGACUAUCAAAAUGACCGACGACGACAACAACAACAACAACAACAACAUGGGCAGUCGGGAAAAAAUCAUGCGUAUGCUGAAGAGAUUGAUGACAACAUUGAUUAUGGAUCUGUCGAUGAUUAG